Messenger RNA from Daphnia pulex (common water flea), 495 nucleotides. It is a transcript of the gene Rrp47, whose product is annotated as nuclear nucleic acid-binding protein C1D-like. Gene Ontology annotation, biological process: regulation of gene expression; maturation of 5.8S rRNA. The record is from RefSeq and is a predicted model, not a curated record. Gene Ontology annotation, molecular function: RNA binding; DNA binding. NCBI's taxonomy places the organism in Eukaryota, Metazoa, Arthropoda, Branchiopoda, Diplostraca, Daphniidae. The transcript has 3 exons. Bases 1 to 495 code for a protein of 164 amino acids. Gene Ontology annotation, cellular component: nucleolus; exosome (RNase complex).
AUGGAGUGGAUAAAACAUAAAGACUUCCCUGAAGAAAUGACAGCCAACACUCAGAACCUUGACUCGGCUCUCUCAGAAAUGGAGGCAGUUGUCAAUGCAUUAACUUCUGUGCCAUUAACUGAAGUCCAUUCAUGUUUGAAACCUAUAGAACGCUCCAAAUAUGACACCGCUUCUGUGUAUGCUGUGACUUCUCUGUUCUGGGCAUACAUGAAAACGAGAGGGGUUGACCCAAAAACUAAUGGUUUACCAAGGGAGCUUGAGAGAGUAAAGAGUGCAAUUGGCCGAUCUAAGGAGAUCGUGGACAGAGCACUGGCACCUAAAGUUGAUAUCUCAGCAGCCAAGAGGUUCAUUCGUGGUGGUCUCUGGGAUCCUAAAGACAGUGAACAAAAAGAAGGUUCUAAUCAAGAAAAAAAUGAUGUUUCCAAGCCACCACCUAACAAAAGAAUAAGAUUUGAUGAUGCAGGAUCAACAGAACUGAAUAAUGCAGAAAAGUAG